UUUUAUGAAUUAAAGUUGGAGAUAAAAGUUUGAGAAAGAUAAAUAAUAUCCUAGGCACCCUAUGGCACACAAAAAUGGUAAUCCAUUUUUUCAUUAUUUAAAGGUGGUGUUCAUAUGAAUUAAGAAGAUGAUACAAAGCUGUUUUAGAUUGCAGGAGCAAUGAUUAAAUAAAUUGGUUCAAAAAUUGCAAAAGGAGAUUUCAAUUUAGCCACUAUUACAAAACCUAUUUGUUUAACAGCUCCUAAAACAGCUAAUGAAUGCUCAACAUUGUAUUUUGUUAUUUAUAAGGAUUAAGCGAUCAUGAUUAUGCCAACAUCUAUCUUACAGAAGCGGCUAAAUGCAAAGAUCCUCUAUAAAGAAUGUAGUUGGUUGUAACAAAUGAAAUUGCCUAUUUACAUGGAACACAUACUUAUUUGAGAUCAUUGGCACCUAUUGAUCCUAUGAUUGGAGAAACAUGUUAAAAAGUAAAAGAUGAUGGGACAGCAUUUUAUUGUGAAUUUAUAAAAUCUGAUCCUCCUACAACAUUAUAUUAAAUUUAUGGAAAUGGUUGGUAAAUCUAUGGUUCAGAAGAAGUUUUGGCAGAAAUACAUCCAACAUUUACAUAGAUUAUUGGAAAAAACCUGAAACCAAAAUACAUAAAAUUUGCAGAUGGAAAAGUUUAUGAAAUAAAGGUACCUGCAAUGAUAAUAAAUGGAGUAAUGAAAGGAGAUCGAAUUUUAAAUAAAUUAGAUAGUUUUACAAUAAAAUGUGUAUAAGAUAAAUUGGUUGCAUAAAUAAAUUUUAGUUAUGUAUAUGAAGGGAGUGCUUAGAAAAUAAAAAAUAAAUUGAUGUUUUGGUCUCAGUAAUAGAAACCACUUUCAGAUUUGGUUGAUGUAAAGAUUAAUAAAUUAAUUAAUGUAAUAAAUAAUAUUAUUAAAAAGACUGAUGAUGAUGAUGAAGAUUAAGUAUUUACUUUAUCAAAAGGAUCAGGAUCAUGGUUAUCACAUUUUGAGAUUGAUGGUGAAGUAUUAUGGAGAAUAGAUGAUCCAAUAUUACCAUGGAAGGAACCUUAAUGUAUAUUACCAAGUGAUUCUAUAUAUAGAGAGGAUAAAAUAUUGAUGCUAAAAGGAGAUGAUGAUACAGCUUAAAGGUAUUCUUUAAUUUUUAAUAAUAACAGUUGUCGUAAUAAAAUUGAAGAACUUGGAUUGAAGGAUUAGAAUUUAAGAAAAAAGAGGAAAUGAGAUAUUUGAUAGAAAGUAAAG
This is a messenger RNA of Paramecium sonneborni, 1241 nucleotides long. NCBI's taxonomy places the organism in Eukaryota, Ciliophora, Oligohymenophorea, Peniculida, Parameciidae. The record is from the annotation of a GenBank genome assembly.